Hirsutella rhossiliensis is the source of this 1458-nucleotide messenger RNA. RefSeq names its product PIF1-like helicase domain-containing protein. The record is from RefSeq and is a predicted model, not a curated record. Lineage: Eukaryota; Fungi; Ascomycota; Sordariomycetes; Hypocreales; Ophiocordycipitaceae. Gene Ontology annotation, molecular function: DNA helicase activity. Gene Ontology annotation, biological process: DNA repair; telomere maintenance. The transcript has 4 exons. The coding region runs from base 1 to 1458 and encodes 485 amino acids.
AUGACCGGUUUCGGGGAGGACGAGGUCGAAAUGACGAUGGCCGACUCCGACGAGACCGCUAUCGACGCAGGGGCGGGAAUGGACGUUCAGUUUGGCCCAUCAACCUCCUUCCUCGCGGCGGGCAAGGUGUUGGCAACACGGCUGACGCUGAACAAGAGGCAGUCCAUCGCUUUUCUGAUAAUAUGCCGCCAGCUCGAUUUGAUGCAGCAGACCGACGGGGCGAUGCCUGCCAGCUGCGCCAGUUCGUCGGCGGAGCGGUUCAUCCACGGCCAGUCUCGAAUGGAUUGGCAGGAGAAGGAUGUGCUCGUCAUCGACGAGGUGAGCAUGCUCGGGGCGCGGACGCUGCACGCCGUGAACGAGCGGCUUCGCCGGCUUCGCGGAUCGCGGCAAGAUUUCGGGGGGAUCCCCAUCGUCCUCUUCUGCGGAGAUUUUCAGCAGUUCCGGCCGGUCCAAGAGAGGUCGAUCGUCCUGCCUAGCGCGGCCAUCUCGUGGGACGUAGACAACUCGUUCAAGGCCGAGCAGCGUCACCAGCACGACAAAGCGCACGCACUGUGGAAGAGGUUCACGACGGUCGUCAUGCUGGACGAGCAGAUGCGCGCCGCCGGCGACCCGGAGCUGCAGAGGCUGCUGAAGCGGAUCCGUCUAGGCGUGCAGGAUCGGACGGAUCUAAACCUCCUCAACUCAAGGUGCUACCGGGAGGGAAGGCGGAUCCCUUGGGAGACGGGCAUCACCGUGGUGACGCCGCUCAAUAGGAAUCGGUGGAACCUGAACAUGGAGGCGAGCCUGGCGUUCCGGGUCCAGCAGCGGUCGACGAUGCGCAUUUUCAUCUCCGAGCACAAGUGGAAGGAGGAGCUGCCGACGGAGGAAGAGGCGAUCAUGAUACUCAACCAGGGCGACGAUAGCGCGAUCCCGGUGCCGGCCGUCUUCAUGUUCGUGGCCGGGAUGCCCAUCGUCAUUGUCGACAAGGCGUACCCGGGGCAUCGGAUCUCGGCCGAUAUGACGAUCCACUUCGGGCCGCCGGCGGGGAUCAUUCUCGAAUCGGAGACGACGAGAUAUCUCCACUUCUGCCAGCGAAAAAGGCCGUGGCAACGCAACGACGUCAGCCGAAAGGGUUUGCCGUGCGCAGCAGCGUUCGCGUGCACGGACUACAAGGUGCAGGGCAAAACGCUGGAGCGCGUGGCCCUCGAGCUGCGAGGGACACGGACGACGAAGAUGGAUGGAACGGUGGUGCCCUCGCAGUGCGACCCGUACGGCCUGUACGUGCAGCUAUCGCGCUGCCGAACUCUAGACGGCAUCAUGCUCGUGUCCAAGGUGCGGGACAGAGACUUGGUGGGCAACCGGGUCCCCGAGGAGAUGACUGCCGCACAGGCCAGGCUCGAGGUACUGAGCGAGAGGACCGUUGAGGAGGCGUUGCGCUGGCUGGACGGUGAUGCUGAAGAGUCAAGGCGGCCGGGCUAG